CACACAGUCUCUAACUUUACGAGCACGCUCUCCUGCAGUACCCAUGGCCUUUCGUUGACCAUGGUCACAACCUCGGGCUUCACACACGCUCCCGUGUCUCGCUUCUUAAUCCUGGGGUCGAUCGCCACCAGCGUCCUCACCUCCAUCCUCGACAUCAAACACCUCCUCCCCAUCAAGCCGACACCUCAUCUCUGGCCGUACCUCCAAUUCUCUCGGCUGCUCACCUUCCAACUAUCCUACACAUCCUCGACCGAACUGCUCUUCUCGACGGCCCUCUUCUACCACUUCCGCGUGCUCGAGCGUCUCUGGGGCAGCCGCAAGUAUGCCAGCUUUGUAGCCGUCGUCUUCUUCUUGAACAUCCUCCUCCUUCCCACAAUCACCCUCGUCCUGAAAGCCGCGAGUCUGGGCGUGUACAACUACAUCCCCGCGGGCCUCGCGACCGUCGCGUUUGCCGCCUUGAGUGCCUGGAGAGACGAGAUCCCCCGGCUGUACCGGUACAAGAUCGUCACCUCCACAGGCACAAGCACAGGCACAGGGCCAGACGGACAACAGGUCCCCGGCAUUGUGUUCAGUGACAAAUCGACGACCUAUCUUCUCGCGGCGCAGUUGGCGCUGAGUCAGUUCCCCUAUCAAGUGCUCCCUGCGGCUGUUGGGUGGACGAUCGGGAGUGCAUGGAUGGGCGAGUUGUUGCCUGGCGGGCUGGGCCGGUGGAGGAUACCGAGCUGGAUAGUCGGCGAGACGAGCAAGCGCAAAGAACGGGGCCAGUAUGAAGGGUUAAGAAGACGGCUGGAAGAGGAGGGCAGUUCGGCGGACGGUAUGAGGAACGUUAGUGAUAACGUCGACAGGGUGGAGGGGUCGGGUCGGAGAGGGUUUGGAAGGCAGAUUCUGGGGUAUUUCACAGGUUCAUGACGACUUGUGUCAAGACAAGAAGUCCAAGAAGAAGAUUCAAGAUCGGUAGCUACCUUGCUGCGUUGACAGCUCAACGUAGCAGGCCGAAGGAUCAGUAUAUAUUGAUACAGCAGUGUAUGACAAUUUGGUCCAGCCAGUGGUGAUUGUAA
This is a messenger RNA of Exophiala xenobiotica, 1058 nucleotides long. RefSeq lists its product as uncharacterized. The record is from RefSeq and is a predicted model, not a curated record. The coding region runs from base 61 to 909 and encodes 282 amino acids. NCBI's taxonomy places the organism in Eukaryota, Fungi, Ascomycota, Eurotiomycetes, Chaetothyriales, Herpotrichiellaceae. The transcript has a single exon.